AUGGCUAUUCAAUUCGCUUACCAAGUCCACGCCGCCUCGUCCGAAACUAGCGUCUUUUGGGUCCGCGGCAGUACAAAAGCAACAUUCGAAGAAUCCUACCGCUCUAUAGCAGACGUCCUACUUCUUCCCCGUCGCCACGAGCUUAGCGUUAAUAUUACAGCGCUAGUCCGCGACUGGCUGCAGAGAGAGGACACAGGGGCGUGGCUAAUGAUUGUCGACAACGUAGAUAACGUCGCAAUGCUGUUUUCCGAAGACGGUAUUGGCAUUAGCGACAGCACACCGAUGCCGAUCGCAUCGUAUCUACCUAAAUCGAACCACGGCAAGAUUCUAUUUACGUCGCGCAGCCAGGAUGCCGCAGAGAGGUUAACAGGCAGCGGCAAGACGAUUCUAGUAGUGCCUACAAUAGAUAAAGACCAGGCACUACUACUUCUUCAAAAUAAGCUAGACCGAGGCAUGAAUAAGGCUGCCGUAUUGCGUCUGAUUAAUACCUUCGACUAUAUCCCGCUUGCUAUAAAUCAAUUUUAG
This is a messenger RNA of Colletotrichum truncatum, 525 nucleotides long. The record is from RefSeq and is a predicted model, not a curated record. Lineage: Eukaryota; Fungi; Ascomycota; Sordariomycetes; Glomerellales; Glomerellaceae.